AUGGUCGAGUCUUCCAUUCCUUCUCCAUCUCCCUCACCUAGGCUGCUAUUCUCGCGAAGUCGCUCGGCACCUGAGCCCCGAUCCAUCCUACGCCCCACAGACCCCCAAGUCCGACCAGGGAGCAUGGCUUCGGCAUUGGACACGUUCAUGUCCUACCUGCGCGUACCUAUCCUAGCAUCCUCUGGUGUCGCCGCCCUGCUCAGCGGUCUCCUAUACUUCAAGCAAAACGAAAUCAUAUACCCCCGGGCUUUCCCUCCAGACGCUCGAACGAACGUACCCAGGCCCUCGCAAUUCGCCAUUACCGACUAUGAGGAACUGUUUAUCCCUACCCCGGACGGCGAAUCCCUAAGCGCAUUCUUCAUUCGAGCCAACAAGCAACAUGCGCGCAAUGUAACAGUUCUCAUGUUCCAUGGCAACGCUGGCAACAUCGGCUACAGGCUUCCCAUCGCAAAGAUCCUCGAAAAUGAGUUGCGGUGCAAUGUGUUGAUGUUGCAGUACCGAGGCUAUGGCUUGUCUUCUGGCAAUCCUAAUGAAAAGGGGCUCAUGAUUGAUGCGCAGACCGGGUUGGACUAUAUCCGCCAAAGGCACGAACUUCGAGACACCAAGGUUGUGAUAUACGGUCAGAGUAUCGGUGGUGCAGUUGCCAUUGGACUGGCUGCUCGUAACCUUAAAGAGGGCGACAUCUCCGGCAUCAUCUUGGAGAAUACCUUUACCUCGAUCAAAAAACUCAUACCGACUGCUUUCCCUCCUGCUCGCUUCUUGACUCCUCUCUGCCACCAGAUCUGGCCUACUGAAGAGACACUCCCUAAGAUUACCAAGAUACCUAUUUUAUUCCUCAGUGGUCUCAAGGACGAAAUCAUUCCACCUUCUCACAUGACUAAAUUGUUCCAAGUCUGCAAAGCACCAAAAGUUUGGAAGGAACUACCGAAUGGAAGCCACAACGACACCGUCGCAGAACCACGCUAUUUUCAAUACAUUGAAGAGUUCCUGACUGAAUUCGUAGCUCGCUGA
Molecule: messenger RNA, 1011 nt
Organism: Alternaria arborescens
Lineage: Eukaryota; Fungi; Ascomycota; Dothideomycetes; Pleosporales; Pleosporaceae
Exons: 4
Coding region: 1-1011 (336 amino acids)
Cellular component (GO): membrane
Molecular function (GO): palmitoyl-(protein) hydrolase activity
Source: RefSeq, a predicted model, not a curated record